Messenger RNA from Otolemur garnettii (small-eared galago), 841 nucleotides. It is a transcript of the gene IL32, whose product is annotated as interleukin 32. Bases 35 to 598 code for a protein of 187 amino acids. The record is from RefSeq and is a predicted model, not a curated record. Gene Ontology annotation, biological process: immune response. Lineage: Eukaryota; Metazoa; Chordata; Mammalia; Primates; Galagidae. The transcript has 7 exons.
AGGCCAAGACCCUGGCCCCUGGAACUCUACUGGCAUGUGCUUCCAUAAGAUCAACCCUGAUGACUUUAAAGCUUGGAAGAACAAAAUGCACCAGGACUUAGAAAGAACCAUGGAUAAGCUCCUAAGUGAAAAUUCAGCACAGGCUGAACAGACUGAGUCAAGCCUGGAGGACCUAGAGGAUGACUUCACUGACAGCUUCAUUGGACUCAUAGAUGCUCAUGUCCAGAGAAACAACCUGGAAUCCAUUCCUCUACUUCAAGAUAUAAGAAAGGAAUUUCGUAAUAGAGUCCGGAGACCCAGACCCCAGAGGUCCUCUGUCCCAGAAGAUCCAGAGGCCCCGGACUCUGACGAGACCUUUUUGAAGCGAGUGGAAAGAUUAUUCCAAAAGAUGCUGGAGAAAAUGCAAGCAAUGUGGCAGAAGGCGCUGUCCUGGCUGUGGAAGAUGCUGUCCUGGCUGCAGGAGGCGCUGUCCUGGCUGCAGGAGACUGUGAAAUCCUUUAUCCAGGAUUUUGUCUGCUUUGUGAAGUAUUUGUGGAACCAACUUAAGGGUUUCUUCUGUGCUCUGGCAUCCUUCUUCCGCCAGGCCCUCUGUGUCUAAGGAGCCCUGCCAGGUGGAUCAAGGAACACUUUGACACACCUAAGAGCCCUCUGAGCCCCACUUCUCAGAAUGAAUCUUCUACAGGGUCUUUGCCCUCCUGCUCACCCCUGACCCACUCCCUCAGCCUCUCCCUGUCCCCCCCCUCCAUCCCACCCACCAAAUCCUCCCUGCCUGGCCUUCCUGCUGUAGUUCUGACCUGUCCUCUUGCUCUGGUGUCUUCAUUAAAAAGCUGCCUAAAUGGAA